CCUCUCUACAACCCCUCCUCCCCCCCAUCAUCACCACGACAUCACGACCGCCAACAUGGCUAACGACGAAUACGAUUUCCUCUUUAAGGUGGUCCUGAUCGGAGAUUCAGGCGUCGGGAAAUCCAACCUGCUGAGCAGAUUCACUCGCAAUGAGUUCAACUUAGAUUCCAAGUCCACCAUCGGUGUCGAGUUUGCGACCAGGUCCAUCCAGGUCGAUGCGAAGACAAUCAAGGCUCAGAUUUGGGAUACUGCAGGACAGGAGAGAUACAGAGCCAUCACAUCGGCAUACUACAGAGGUGCUGUUGGUGCGCUGCUGGUUUAUGACAUCAGCAAGCACCAGACGUACGAGAACGUUACGAGGUGGUUGAAGGAGCUGAGGGACCAUGCUGAUUCCAACAUUGUUAUCAUGCUGGUUGGUAACAAGAGCGAUUUGAGGCAUCUGAGGGCUGUCCCGACCGAGGAGGCCAAGCAGUUCGCAAGUGACAAUGGGCUCUCCUUCAUCGAGACUUCCGCGCUCGAUGCCAGCAAUGUCGAGCUGGCCUUCCAGAACAUUCUCACAGAAAUCUACCGCAUCGUCUCGAGCAAGGCCCUUGAUAGCGGCGACGGAGCCCAGGCCAACAUCGGUGCAGGCACGAAUAUCUCACUCAGCAAGCCGGCAGAUGAUGGUUCCGCCAAGGGAGGAAAGUGCUGUUAGGGAACUUAUACCCCUUCGAUUCAAAGAUAUUGGUUGGUGAAAGAGAUUGUUUGAUUGAUACAGCGGUGGCGUAUUUACUUGUCUCUAAGACGGAAACUGGAUGAAAGGGGGUCUUAUCUCAUGAUCGCCGGGUUCUGGUCUUGAGCGAUGACUUUUUGCUUUGUACUGGUCUACUCAAAUGGAUUUUUAUAAUCCUUUUGUGUUCCUUUUUGGAUUCCGCAUGAUGAUUGGGUUCCUUUCACGUGUAACAGUAUUUUCUGAUUUCUUGUCAAUAUCAAUGCACGAACGCAAACAGUGAUUAAUGUGUUUGUAUUUCUGUUUGUAUUAAACCUAGAGGAU
Pseudogymnoascus destructans is the source of this 1033-nucleotide messenger RNA. It is a transcript of the gene RAB11B, whose product is annotated as Ras- protein Rab-11B. Gene Ontology annotation, molecular function: GTPase activity; GTP binding. NCBI's taxonomy places the organism in Eukaryota, Fungi, Ascomycota, Leotiomycetes, Thelebolales, Thelebolaceae. Gene Ontology annotation, cellular component: recycling endosome. The transcript is spliced from 5 exons. The record is from RefSeq and is a predicted model, not a curated record. The coding region runs from base 56 to 694 and encodes 212 amino acids. Gene Ontology annotation, biological process: exocytosis.